Molecule: messenger RNA, 630 nt
Organism: Saxophila tyrrhenica
Lineage: Eukaryota; Fungi; Ascomycota; Dothideomycetes; Mycosphaerellales; Extremaceae
Exons: 2
Coding region: 1-630 (209 amino acids)
Source: RefSeq, a predicted model, not a curated record
AUGGCAGCGCGAAGACCAGCCAUACGCGGCAUAAUCCUCACACUCCUCCUCGCCCUCAUCCACGCCGCCAGCGCAGAUCAAGUCUACUACUUCACCGGCGCCAUAUGGCUCAAAGGCCAGAACCACGGCUCCUACGCCGUUCCCGCCCAAUGUCCCGCCGACCACCCCAUAGGCUGCAGUGACAUCGGCGCAGCCGACUACUGCUGCCCCUCCGGCCAAACCUGCCAAUGGGCCGACUCCAAACCCGCCUGCUGCCCCAACGGCUGCACCUGCACCGGCUUCGCAGGCGCCGGCGCCGGCGGCUACCACGCCACCUCCUGGUACGCUACCACCACCGAAUGGCAGCCGCAGACCACCUACGUCGCGCCCGCCCCGCAGCACACGUCGUACGUGGCGCCCGCGGGCGCGGCGGGCGGGUAUCAGCAGUAUUGCUCGACGCUGUACGCGCAUGGGCCGAAUCUGCCGACGACGGCGCAGGGGGACUGCGGGACGAUUUUGGUGAUGGAUCCGGAUGAUGUGCCCAGUGGGGCAGAAGGGGGGAGGGUCAAGGGGGUGGGGUAUGGGCGGUUGGGGGUGAUGGUGGGGGGGUUGCAGGUGCUGGGGGGAAUGUUGUUUUUGAGGAGGUGGUGA